Gopherus flavomarginatus (Mexican gopher tortoise) is the source of this 786-nucleotide messenger RNA. RefSeq names its product zinc finger and SCAN domain-containing protein 20-like. The transcript is spliced from 2 exons. NCBI's taxonomy places the organism in Eukaryota, Metazoa, Chordata, Testudines, Testudinidae. The record is from RefSeq and is a predicted model, not a curated record. The coding region runs from base 1 to 786 and encodes 261 amino acids.
AUGCGUCCACACUCCAAACGAGCCCCAGCAUGGAACAGUUCCGAGCUGCAGGACCUCAUCAGUGUUUGGGGUGAGGAAGCUGUGCAAGCACAGCUGCGCUCCAGCCGGAGAAAUUAUGAUACCUAUGGGCAGAUAUCAAAGUCCUUGCUGAUAAGGGGCCAUGAACUGAAUGCGUUGCAGUGCAGGGUAAAAAUUAAGGAGCUGUGCAGUGCUUAUUGCAAAGCCCGUGAGGGAAAUCGCCGCUCAGGAGCUGCCCCCACGACCUGCCGUUUUUACAAGGAGCUGGAUGCCAUACUUGGGUGUGACCCCACUGCCAAUCCGAGGAGCACAAUGGAGAGUUCAGAGCAGGGAGAAGUGGGGGAGGGUGUAGAGGAAGCCGAGAGUGAGGCUACUGGGGUGGAGGGAGACACCCCGGAGUCCCAGGAGGCAUGCAGCCAGGAGCUCUUCUCAAGCCAGGAGGAGGCUAGCCAGUCGCAGCAGCGGGAAAUUGCUGGUGAAGAAGAAGCAGAGGAGCGUGCUCGGGUGACCUUGACUAAUGCAGCCGGAUCACCGGACUCCCGUCGGUUGCAGAACUUGAGAAAAAAUCUGCGAAAAUCAAAAGAAGAAUUGAUCAAAGCAGUUAUGAAUCACUACACCAGAGAAAGUAGGAAGACGCAGGAAUGGAGAGAGAAAAUGUAUGAGUGGAGGCAAACACAAAGCAGGAGAAAGGAAUUGGCUACCAAAAAAACCUCAAAGCAGCUGAUAAGCCUCCUGGCUCACCAAACGACUCUUUUGAGUCUCUCGUAG